Molecule: messenger RNA, 327 nt
Organism: Anisakis simplex (herring worm)
Lineage: Eukaryota; Metazoa; Nematoda; Chromadorea; Rhabditida; Anisakidae
Source: the annotation of a GenBank genome assembly
AUGAAUCUGAGCACAAAUGAUGAUUCAAAAACGAUUGAUGUACUGGGACGUGACGCUGAAUUAGCGAAUAACAACUACGAAAGUAGUGGUCACCAGCACACACAUUCGUUGUCAGUUAAACGUGAAAUGAAUGGCUAUCAUGAUGAUGAUGAUGAUGAUGAUGAUGAUCAUCCAAUAACGAAAACAGCUGAAAGUAGAAUAGAAAUACCUGUAAUGGAAAAAGGCCCUGAGUUGGCGAAAGAAGCACUUAACAUUACUCAAGUAUGUAGGCUUUUUGCUUUAUUGGUUACCAAGUUGUUUAUUCGCUUGAUUAAUUGUUUUGGUUGA